GGGAGUUUCCUUCCUCUUUUCUAAUGCUGCCUUAGGCAUUUCAGCUACCGGGGGGGCCCCAUUCCUUGGGCCGCUCCCGACCGGCUUCAUCCGAGGACCAUGUGGCUGUUGGUAGCCCUGUCAGUCCUGGCUACAGGAAACGGUGGAAUCGCUGGUGCCCAGAAGUCUAGGCUGACCCUGGAUCCAAUAUGGGUCAAUGUGUUCACUGGGGACAAAGUGACCCUGAAAUGCGAUGACCCCAAUUCACCGGGGAUCACCCCCACCCAGUGGUUCCAUAAUGGUACGGCCUUGGAGACCCAGACCCCCAGCUACAGCAUCGGGGCCGCCACCUUGGACGACAGUGGGGAGUACCAGUGCCAGAUGGGGGACUCCAAGAAGAGCGACGUCACGCGGCUGGAUGUGAGCCAACAUUGGCUACUCCUGCAGACGUCUGGCUGGGUGUUCCUCGAGGGUGAACCGGUGUUCCUGAAAUGCCACAGCCGGAAGUACCAGACCUUGACCAAGGUGACCUUCUUCAAAGACCAAGAAGUAAAACGGUUUUUCAGGAGGAAUUUCAACUUCUCUAUCCCCCGUGCCACUCACAGUGACAGUGGGUCCUACCACUGCAGAAUAUGCAUGGGCAGCCAAGACUACGAGUCGUUACCCAUCUACAUCACCGUCCAGGGUACCUCAUCUUCAUCCUGGAUCCACAUCCUUGUCUCCUUGGCAGUGGGACUCCUCUUUGCCAUUGACACGGGCCUGUAUGUCAUUCUGCGGAGAAGGCUCGGCACACCGGAGACCAAUAGGAAAUUUCUAGAAAUAAAUGAGUGCCAAGAGAGCGGAGCCCAUUUACCCCUUUCCCCGGAGGCCAAGAAAAGCAUCGGCGGCAGUGGGAGGACACGAUCCAGCCCUCCUUCUUCCCCUCCUUCGCCUCCGCCUCCGAGGACCCCCACCCCUGCUUCUCCCCCUCCUCCAGCUCAGGCCCCCAGGAGCCCCAAGAGGCUGCAGUUGGAGUCAUCUCUUCCUUUCCUUAGCUCUUCUCCUAAAACUAGCACUUCCAAAUCAGAAUACCAACUCUUCCCACCCACAUCCUGUCCUCCCCCAGACUGUCCAAUCCCCGGAGACACCACCAACCCACCUCCCACCGUCCCAAGCCCGUAACCUCGGUUUUAUCCUUGACUCAUCUCUCUCGUUCGACCCACGCCAUCGGGGGCUUUCACCGAGUCCUGUCGGUUCUUCCUUUGCAACAUCUCUAGGAUCUGUCCCUUCCUCUUCACCUGAACUGUCAUCACGCUGAUGCAAUCACUUAACAUAUCACACUUUGCUGCAUCACCCACCACUGACCUCCCUACUUCCUGCCUCGCUCCACCCCAGUCCUCUGCUGCCCGAUUCGUUUUUCUCGAAAAAAACCCACCAAAAAACAUUCAAACCAGGGCUCCCCAUCCCUCAGAAGCCUCCAAGCGUUACCCAUUCAGCUCCAUAUCAAAAAGAAACUCUUUGGCUUUAAGGCCCUCAAUAAGCUCUCUCCCUCCUACCUUACUUUGUUGAUUUCCUCUUUCAUCCAAACUACACAUUUAGUUCCUCUAACUCUAGUCUACUCACUGUACCUUCAUCUCAUCUGUGUUCCCACUGACCCCUUCGCCCACAUCCUCCCUCUGGUCUGGCACUCUCUCACCCUUCAUAUCUGACAGACCACAAUGCUGCCCCACACCAAAGCCCUACUAAAAAAAAAACCUCCUCCGAGAGGCCUUCCCUAACUAAGCCCUCAUUUCCCUUAUUCCCCUUCCCAUCUGUGGGUCCUGUGCACUCAGCUCUGUUCCCCUUCAGCAAUUGAUAUUCACCCACUCUCAGCACCACAGCACUGGUGCACAUAUCCUAGACUCUACCGUUUCCCCUUUUGGUAAUUUAUUUUAAUUUUAUUCUAGAUUGUAAACUCAUUGUGGGCAGGGAACGUAUCU
Molecule: messenger RNA, 1937 nt
Organism: Ornithorhynchus anatinus (platypus)
Lineage: Eukaryota; Metazoa; Chordata; Mammalia; Monotremata; Ornithorhynchidae
Product: low affinity immunoglobulin gamma Fc region receptor III-like
Exons: 5
Coding region: 100-1140 (346 amino acids)
Biological process (GO): cell surface receptor signaling pathway
Molecular function (GO): transmembrane signaling receptor activity
Source: RefSeq, a predicted model, not a curated record